Styela clava is the source of this 1499-nucleotide messenger RNA. RefSeq lists its product as uncharacterized. NCBI's taxonomy places the organism in Eukaryota, Metazoa, Chordata, Ascidiacea, Stolidobranchia, Styelidae. The record is from RefSeq and is a predicted model, not a curated record.
UAAUGAGAAUAAAUGCGCUGUGGAUUUGCACCUAUUGGUAUUAUUGUACCGCAGUAUUGUUGCUUGUGCCGACUAGGCCUGUUUUACAGUAUAACCUUAAAGCAGUAAUAGUCAAAACAAAUAUAUUAUCUGGUAAAUCAAGAUGAAUUAUUAUUCAUUGCAGAUGCCAAACGGUAGGCCUAUUAGAGUUCAAGUUCAGUUUUGUCAAGCUGACUAAAAUUUACUAACUUCUAGAAUGUACUGAAAUUUUACCACGUUCAGGCCAGCUGAAAGCAGUUACUUCAGAGAGGUAACAAUAGAGCGUAGGCAUAAAGUGGUACGUAGUUUCAAGGAUUCGUCUUUAUAUAUUCGUGACUGGUUAAUAUGGCACUAUUUUCAGCUCAUAAAUCCUAAGUAUAAUGCCAUUACGAGGCACUUGGUAUGUUAUUCAACAAAGUAUUCCUGCCCCUGCCUGGGUCAGAUGGCCAGAACAACAAAGAUUCUGUUGUUGCUGUUCAAUUCGUACCGGUGCUUCACUGAUUGGAUGGUUUAAUUUUCUUUUCAACUCGUUCUAUGCGGGCAUGCUGAUUCUCGCAAUGACACAGUUGAGAAAUAUGCUGGAUGAAAGAUUGGAUUUACCUACAGAAUUUAGUGAUACCAGGCCAGAUCCAGAUGAAUUUGAAGGAAGUGUAAAUAUUCCCUCACAAGAAAAUGAUUCAGUCAUAGUUCCCGCAUUGGAUCCGAAACUCAGAGAUUAUAUUACUAAUAUGAUAGAUGAAACUCUACCAAUGAUGUACAAAUCCAUCGCAAUUCCAGCAAUUAUGAUAAUAUUCAGUGUCUUAUGGUUGAUUACAGUGGAAGGGAGAACUAUUUCUCUUGUUCGUCUAUUUGGAAGAGCCUUUAUUCUCGCGAUCAUCAUUCAACUUCUUUUGCAACUAGGAUUAUUAGCUUAUGUUGAUAUUGAAAGCAGAAAUGUUUCUGGACAAGGAAUAAGUUGGAUCGUAUGGGUUGUAUUUGUCUUCUACGCGCUUUUAAAUUUAUAUUUUAUACCAGUAUUAAGUGAAUAUAUUAAACGAAGAAUAAAGGAAAAUAAUCAGGGAUUGGAACAAGGACUUCUGACAUCAGAGAUGUAUCCAAAAUCGAGAGUGGCCGAAGAAUAUAUAGAAGACGCAUUUACGCUGGAUGGAGACAACGAUGUCGUACGUUUUCAGGCGUCAAUUGAUGACGGAAACCUGAGAGAUGACAGAGCACAAGAGAUCAAUGACGAUUAUCAGCCCAUAUAGGUCUUACAAUCGAAGUGGAUUAUUUAAUAUUUUGUAUUGAUUCAUAAACAAAUGUCAACCACGACGAUUCUUCCACUUUGUGGAAAAUUGCGAAGAUCGUAGAAAACAAUGGACGAUCAUAAAAAACAAAUUCCUUCAGUUACUUUAUGCUGUUGUACAUCUAUUCUGAGUGCUUCAUCUUUGAAUGAAAUUAAAAUAAGCAUUUUAUUGUAAAAAAAAAUUAUCUUUUAUGUUGUA